GAUGAUGACGUCACAGCUAUCAGUACACCGUCCAUGUGUAAUGAUCAAUCCUCUCAAUGUAUAAUCCUCGGUUAUUCUCAGCUGAGAAGAAGUCACGUUGCCUCAUAAGGCAAUGGUACGCUGCUGGAGGGCGGACGCGCAUUCCUAUAUCGUUCCCUGGGAUAGUUCCUCCUAUAGUCUUCUGUGAUGUUAUCCAUCGAAUACGAGAUCGUCACUAGCUUAAUGGACGUCAUUGAUCUCAACACUGUACAUGCCUGGAGCAAAUUCAAAGGUCCAUCACUAUAAUGUCCGCUCAAGAUGUUAUCGAUGCUAUCAACGAAGGAUCGACAGUUGACGAAAUCAAACAUUUAAUCGACGAGUACAACAUCGACGUUGAUGAAUCGGUGGGCGAGUUACGAUUACGCGCAAUCCACCAUUCUGUAUUCAAGGACAGACUCGAUUGUGUAAAGUUGUUCCUCAGUCAUGGAUGUGAUAUCAAUGCUCGAGACCAGUGCGGAUUUACCCCUUUACACAUCGCUGCAAGGUACAACCGAGCUGACAUGGCUAAUGAAUUGAUCACGCUUGGUGCGCACAUCGACGCAUCGGAUUCUCUAGGGUGUGCGCCACUUCACCAUGCCUUGCAGAAGGGCCAUUACAACUGCUCAGAGGUGCUUCUUCAACACGGAGCAGAAGCGAACACGUUUUAUAAGACAAUCGGCUAUGAGAUACAUGCUUUGCCUGGCAUAUAUUCAGACUGCUUGGAGCUGUUGCUAAGUUACGGUGCCGAUCCCGAUGCACGGGACACCCAAGGCUUUGUACCGUUACAUCACGCCACGCGAGCUCGGAAUAAACUCUACGUGUACAUUCUCCUGAAGAACGGUGCAGACCCUGACGUGCUUACCCUCACCACUGCUCCUGAGUUACAAGGGAAAACACCAUUGCAGCUGGCCAUUUUCGCUCCCUGUAAAAGCAUUGUCGAGCUCCUACUUCUUUAUGGUGCUAACCCAAACUGUAAAGACGAACAUCGCAAUACACCUCUUCAUCAUGUCGCAGCACGUGGUCAUAUGGAAAUAGCCAAAUUGCUUAUUGAUCAUGGCGCCAUUCUGACUGCACGCAAUACGCUUAGAUACCACCCACUCCACAGAGCAUGCGGGGCGGGAGCCACUCCAGAAAUGAUCGAACUUCUCCUUGAAAACGGUGCUUUCGUUAACUCUACAACGUCACUGUUAGAAACCCCAGCCAAAUGUCUACUAUCCCAUUGGCAAGAGGUCAAUGAAGACAUCAACGGCAACGGCGCUGGUGGUGACGGCGCCGACGUUGUAAUGAAAGGUAGAGAUGAACAAUGUUUCCAGCAGAUAUUGCGUCUUCUAGAUUACGGAGCGCGGAUUACAGUGAGUACUAGACAGCACGAUGCCUUUAGUAUCAUUAAGUGGUUACCAUCUCUUUCGAGAAUGAAACUGACUCGUUACUUAUUGCUGGAAGCUUCUGUUGACACCAGGCUCCUCAAUCCGGAAGACAAGAUGCAAGUCGAAUACACUUCAGCUGAGUUUCAAGACGUUUUUAGUAGAGCGACCAAUCCACUUUCGCUGCGCCAGGCGUGCAGGCGAAUCAUCCGAAAAGAACUGGGGAAACGAAAUCUUCCAGAGGCAGUGAAACAAUUGCAGGUGCCGGCUAUCCUGCAAUCUUAUCUAAUUUUUCGUUCAUACUAAACUUUUUUUCUUAAACAGAGUGAGAAUAUUUCGGUAAAACCCCAAACAUCACUAAAAUCGUUAUACCAUGUAUACCAUGAGCCUCCUUCACCACAUUAUCUCUUAAGGCCUACCACAUGGUCCCACAGUUCUCACUUCCUAAAAGUGCCCCAAAUACCCUUUCGUGGUACUGGUAGAAGUACAAGGUUCUCAAACACUUUCACGCAAAUAUAUUAUUAAGAACAGGUCAAGUUUAAAGACAGAUUGGCAUUCUUUCAGUAAACUCCUUCCUAUUGGUUUCGGAGUGUCGGAAUCAUUUAUGCUAUUAAAUGACAAAAAUGUUUGGUUCCUACUUUCUUUUCAAACAUGUCAGACAUGUCAGAGGCCAUAUAGAGUAUAUUUCUUUUAUUUUGUAAUGUUGAUAUUUGAUGAAAUAAAUUCUAUUGGAUGAAAAUAAACUAUAACGGUUCCAUG
This is a messenger RNA of Lytechinus variegatus (green sea urchin), 2141 nucleotides long. Its product is annotated as poly [ADP-ribose] polymerase tankyrase-2-like. The record is from RefSeq and is a predicted model, not a curated record. Gene Ontology annotation, molecular function: protein binding. Lineage: Eukaryota; Metazoa; Echinodermata; Echinoidea; Temnopleuroida; Toxopneustidae. The transcript has 2 exons. Bases 285 to 1688 code for a protein of 467 amino acids. Gene Ontology annotation, biological process: intracellular signal transduction.